GUGCAGUGAGUCGGCGAUCGAGAGAUGUUUACGAUGGAUAGUCCCAAAUUUGUCUUUCUUGUUCUAUUAACAAGUUUAUGCUGUAUAACAGCGCAAUGGAACACAAAAGACUACCUCAAAAAAGAGCACAGUUUAGUCAAGCCAUAUUCAGCAUCUGGCACGCAUCUUUCAAUGUGGGAUUUUACUGGCAGCACGAUGGUGACAAACAACUUUAUCCGACUAACACCUGAUAGACAAAGCAAACAAGGUGCAAUAUGGAAUUCACUGCCAUGCCCUGUGAGAAAUUGGGAGAUGCAGGUUCAUUUCAACGUACAUGGUUCUGGGAGAGAUCUGUUUGGGGAUGGAAUGGCACUCUGGUAUACAAAGGAGAGGAUGAUAUUAGGUCCCGUUUUUGGCAACAUGGACUACUUUAAUGGCUUGGCAAUAUUUUUAGACACAUACGCAAAUCAAAAUGGACCUCACAAUCACAAACAUCCGUACGUCUCCGCCAUGGACAACGGCAGCCUGCAUUACGACCACGACCGCGACGGCACGCAUACAGAGAUCGCGGGCUGUGAGGCGAAGCUCAGAAACAUCGUCCACGACACCUCCAUCUCAGUGAAAUAUACAGACAACACCGUCACGGUGAUGCUCGACACAGAUGGCAAGCUAGCAUGGAAGGAAUGCUUCAAGGUGCAUGGCAUUAGACUUCCCACAGGUUACUACUUUGGGGCGUCUGCCGGAACAGGACAACUAGCUGACAAUCAUGACGUCGUCUCGAUUAAGUUGUAUGAACUUGAUGUUGAUGGAGACAUCAAGGAAGAUAUUGACUACUCAAAGAUUGAACCGCAGGCCGAUAUUUUUGCUCCACCAAGAGAUCACGUGCACGAUUCGUCGACGGGUAAUUUUAGAAACAAGGCCGUUAAGGGUAUGAAGCUUGUUGCCAUCAUCUUCUGUGCCGUGCUAGGAUUGAUGGUGUGCGGAGUGGUGGGAUUCCUCAUGUACCAGAGAUCGCGGGAUAACAAACGCAAGCGAUUCUACUGAUCACCACGUUAAUCACCAAGUGUUAGACUAGUGCAAGUAAUAAUGGUCUAUGCUAGCAUAGCCUCCGCUCCAGGAGUGCGUGUGCAUGUUGAGAAGUGGGCGAAAGGAAGAAGAAUAAGACCAUAAUAAGACAUGCCAGCAAUCUGCCAUUGAAGUCGUUCGCCAUUUACUAAAGACAGUUGUCACUCAUUCAUCACCACUGUAUUAUUUACUACUCUGUUACUUACCGUGGUUUAUAUAUAUAUAUAUAUACAUAUAUAUGAGCUUUACCGAGGUUAUUGUAAAUGGGUUAGGGUGCUAAAUAUGUACAGGCUCAUUUUAUAAGUGAUUAUUGAGAUGUUCGAGUACUGGCUAAUGAAAUAUAUAAGUGUAUUUCAAGGUUGGAUUGUAAAUUGUUAUACAAUGAGCGGUGUUAUAGGUAAAAUGGCCAGUGGGCUUAUGGCCUAGUGUGAAAAACUUGGAUAUAUAUAUAUAUAUGAGAUAUAUAUAUAUAUAUACAUACAUAUAUUAGCACUGAUUUCAGCUGUAUUCUUCAGCUAUUCAUAUCAUCUCUGUUUUGUUUACAUUAUCAUCCUGUGUUUUACAGUGUGACAGAAUCCCACAAAUGUUGCGUGUGUUACUGCAUGAAUGCAGUGGAAUGUAUAGGUGGUGCGUGUAUGCUUACGGUUUUAUAAUGCGGUCUUGCAGUUGGCAUGCCGUUUUAUUAUGAACAGCGAAUGAGGUAAUGGAAGUUACAAAGUGCCUUAAAUGUUACCAUACCUACCCAUUUACCCAGUUUCUUUAGAAAAAUAAGACUGUGGCACAGCUAAAGGCAAGUGCUAUGAUUUUAUCACAUGAAUUUACUGAAUAGGCUGGGUAACUGUUUGUGAUCUAUAAGGACAUUCUCUGUUUGGGCCAUAAUAAAAACUAGUAUCAUUGCG
This is a messenger RNA of Priapulus caudatus, 1943 nucleotides long. RefSeq names its product vesicular integral-membrane protein VIP36-like. Gene Ontology annotation, cellular component: Golgi membrane; endoplasmic reticulum-Golgi intermediate compartment; endoplasmic reticulum membrane. Gene Ontology annotation, biological process: endoplasmic reticulum to Golgi vesicle-mediated transport; Golgi organization; endoplasmic reticulum organization. Gene Ontology annotation, molecular function: D-mannose binding. NCBI's taxonomy places the organism in Eukaryota, Metazoa, Priapulida, Priapulimorpha, Priapulimorphida, Priapulidae. The record is from RefSeq and is a predicted model, not a curated record.